Messenger RNA from Taeniopygia guttata (zebra finch), 515 nucleotides. It is a transcript of the gene TMEM258, whose product is annotated as transmembrane protein 258. The record is from RefSeq and is a predicted model, not a curated record. Gene Ontology annotation, cellular component: oligosaccharyltransferase complex. NCBI's taxonomy places the organism in Eukaryota, Metazoa, Chordata, Aves, Passeriformes, Estrildidae.
AGCCGCCGCCGGCCAAUGGGGAAGCGGCUCGCGCUCGCCGCGCCUCGUUCCCGCCCUCACUUCCACUUCCGGCGGCGGAGGGGGGCGGGCGUGCGGCGGCCGGAGCGGAGCCGACGUGUCGCAGCAGGGACCGGCGACAUGGAGCUGGAGGCGAUGAGCAGAUACACGAGCCCGGUGAACCCGGCCGUGUUCCCGCACCUCACCGUGGUGCUGCUGGUCAUCGGCAUGUUCUUCACUGCCUGGUUCUUCGUCUACGAGGUGACAUCCACCAAGUACACCCGGGACAUCUACAAGGAGCUGCUGAUCUCGCUGGUGGCCUCACUCUUCAUGGGCUUCGGCGUCCUGUUCCUGCUGCUCUGGGUCGGGAUCUACGUCUGAGCCCCCCUGGGAGCUGGGUGGGGGAUUCGGGAAAGCUCUUUUUAUAUUUCUUUUGUAUUUCAAGGAGAAAAUGCCUGGUGCAGGUGUGGUCUGCGACAGGCAGUGACCCACAGGUGAAUAAAAGUGGCUCUGUGAUA